UUCCGAAGGCCUAUAAACGAAAUGUGUAGUUGGCUUAUUGGCUGCGAAUGUAGUCGGUCGAAGUUUUUCGACUUAUAAACGAAGUUUUCUUCAGGAGGAUAAAAGACGCAGUUGCUGUGUCUGCGGCCCUGAGCGACUAUGUCAGUGUCAGUUCAUCUCCCUUGAAUGAUGCCCGGUUUCAGACAAAAAGUGGCUGGUUUCAUCCGUCAGCUGUCCAACCAGCAGGAAAACCGUACACUCGAAAGGAAGCAACCGUCCUCUCCGAAGAACAACGAAUGCUUUAUUCAAAAAUAUCUCAACGGUCAUGAAACAGGCAGAGAUGAACCUAAGAUAAUACAUGGGCAGACACCACAGCAGUUGCCACCAAAGGCCAUCGGAAGCUUUUCCAAGCCGGUCAUAUCUGCGCUGACCGGACCAAAUGGUGGUUUGACUACGGUAAAUCGUAAACGACGGCAUCUAUCAAUAAGCGAUCCUGAUGUUAGAUUUAUCGACACAACAGAUGAAGACACCCCAUCAGGGACAAGAGAUGCUAACAGCAACACGUCCACAAUUAACUGUAACCUUCUUGGAGAUGAAUUCACGGGGAGUAGUAUUCCUCUCCAAAAGUGUGAGAGCACACCCAAUGCUAGGGACUUUAACUGCGGAGAGCCGGUCGCAGGGGUUAUCAAUUGGGAACUUCCAACAGCCAGCGCCUACGGGAAAUCUGUCUCUCUGUAUGAGAGACAUCCUGUGACUGGAGUGCCUGCCGGAGAGCCAAUCGCUGACUGCUUUGCCAUCGUCGCCAGGCGAGACAGCGCUAUUCUCUCCCUCGCCGAUGGCGUCAACUGGGGACCCAAAGCAAGCCUCGCCGCCAAGGCAGCUGUCCACGGAUGCGUAGACUACCUCAACCAAGCCGUUUACAACCACAGGCUUGCUAAUACCACCGAUGCUUUUGUCGCCCUCCUUCGUUCCUUUAAUGCAGCGCACAAUUUAAUUUUGGAGGAAAAAGGAAUGUUGACAACGUUGACUGCGGUACUUAUCCUCCCACUUACAUCACCGUCGCGUUACAUCGCCUGCGCUUGCAACGUCGGCGAUAGCCUCGCGUACGUGUACAGCGCCAAAUACGGUGUCAGAGAAAUAACACAAGGAUCGCAUGAUGUGCAUAGGAUGAGGGACAUGAGAGACGCCAUGGGCGCCCUCGGCCCCGUUGAUGGUACAAAUCCAGAAUUAGCAAAUUUGACAUGUGCCAUGACAGAGGUGGAAGUGGGUGAUAUUGUCUUCAUUACAUCUGAUGGCGUUUCGGAUAACUUGGAUCCAGUCGUUGGCAAAUUUACAGGUUUAAGUGGAGUCGAGGCAGAACAGAGGCACAGACUGGGUUUGCUCAGGAUAGACGAUCUUCUUAGGCAUGGAGUAUCUGGUCACGGUCCACCUUGUUCCACCGCAAGGGGCGUUGUGGACCUAAUGAUCGAUUUUGUGACUAGGUUAACCUCUGCGAAACGUAGACUCCUGGAAGACGCGGACCUCUACUCAGGAGGUGGUGGCGAAGGUCAAGGGAGGGCAAAACGAAAACAAAUGUGCGGUAAGCUCGCCGCCGUACCAGGGAAAUUAGACCAUGCUACUGUCGUCGCUUACAAAGUGGGGCAGUUAGCCGAUUAAUAUCUUUUACCUUUUAAACUUUUGUUUUGUUAAUUAUAAUUUUUCAUAUAUGGAACAUUCGGCUAAUAAAAAUUCAUUCCUGGCUACAAUCUUAAGUGAGAGUAGUUAUAUCAAAAUUAUAGUAUUAUAUCUUUUAAAAAAAAGUGUUAUUUUAAGGAUAGUUUAGGCGCACAAUGACACCCAGUUUUUAAAAAAUGAAGUUAUUGUUCUGCAUUAGGCAGAUUUGUUCAUAUUUAUUUCAAUUAGGUGGAAUCAUUUUGAAUUUUUGUUAGCUUAAAAAGUCCAGGGAAAAAAUCAUAAGAGCUUUUUAAGCAUCAUAUAGUAUUCUAACGUUAUGAGAUUGUAAGAAGAUGGUGUAAAAUGUAAGUUAAAUAAAGAAUAAAUCUAGAAAUUUGAACAUCUAAAAAUGCAAUCUAGAAAUGACUUUAUAGCUAGUCUGUUCUAUAAAAACAGCUUAAAUUCAUACCAAAUCGUCGUCAUACCAAAAAAAUUAACCUUUUAUUAUAUUUGACAUUCUGUGUUAUUUUUUGAUUUGCAAAUUAGUAAUGGAGUGAAUAACAACUAUCAAAAUUUGUGCCUAUAUCUCUCGUUAAUUAUGUAUUUAAAAAAAAUUAUCCGUCUUCUUAACGUUUUCCAUUUAGUACAGACUAGAUGGUAGUAAUUAAUGUUAACAGUAGUAAUUAAAAUUGGUGCUGAAUAAAUAUUAAGUGAAAAUAUUUUUACAUAAUUUUAAAUAGCAAAGUUAACAAUAGUCCAAGUGUGACUUGGCCAAUUAUUAAGGGAUAAUUAAACAUUUAUGAUCUCCUGAUUUAGGGUACUAAAAGUAGAUUUUAUCUUUAGCGAUCAUGGUGGAUCACAAAAAAAUAGUUUAACUUUUUUUUAUCGAACCCGUAAAAAUUUUAAGUGUUUUCGCCUCUAAUAUAUUUCAAAGUAUAGUUAUAUCUUUUCGACAAAGUACGCAGUGUUAUUAUUUUCAAAUGUGUAAAUUUUAUUAUAGUAUUUAUGAAAGCUUUUCAUUGUUGAAUAUGUUGUUUAACGAAUUGUUAGAAAUAUUACCGUACGCACAUAAAAAUGUUAAACGUAAUGCUUUUCAAGUUUUUAUAUCGGCUAAAUAUGUAAAAAAAAUUUCUUUUUAUAGUC
This is a messenger RNA of Cimex lectularius (bed bug), 2775 nucleotides long. Its product is annotated as PP2C-like domain-containing protein CG9801. Lineage: Eukaryota; Metazoa; Arthropoda; Insecta; Hemiptera; Cimicidae. The transcript has 7 exons. The record is from RefSeq and is a predicted model, not a curated record. The coding region runs from base 166 to 1635 and encodes 489 amino acids.